Molecule: messenger RNA, 939 nt
Organism: Callorhinus ursinus (northern fur seal)
Lineage: Eukaryota; Metazoa; Chordata; Mammalia; Carnivora; Otariidae
Gene: CIMAP1B
Product: ciliary microtubule associated protein 1B
Cellular component (GO): cytoskeleton
Source: RefSeq, a predicted model, not a curated record
CCGGCUCCUGGGAUACACGAUGGGCCCCGCCCUCGGAGUCGCGAGGAGCUGGAGGGGAGAAGUGCGUUCUGCGGAAGCUGUGGGUGGAGGGGCCGGGGCCGCCACCUUCUGUCCACAGGUACCGCAGGCCGUAAGCGCACCCCACCCUUGCGCGCUAUGGGCUCGGACAUCUGGGUCGGCCCUUGGCGGCCCCACCGGCCCCGCGGCCCCAUCGCAGCGCUCUACAGAGGCCCAGGGCCCAAAUACAAGCUGCCACCGAACACCGGCUACAUCCUGCACGACCCGUCGCGGCCCCGCGCCCCGGCCUUCUCCUUCGGCGCGCGCCUCCCCACGCAGCAGACUUCUUGCGGCCCGGGGCCCGGCCACCUGGUUCCUGCUCGCAUGACCGUGCGCGGCCCCGACGGCACCCCCGCCUACUCCAUCUACGGCCGCCCCCGCCACGCAGCGCCCCGCCUCACUCCCGGACCUGGCAGGUACUUCCCUGAGCGAGCUGGGAACGCGACGUACCCCUCUGCGCCUCGGCAUACCAUCGCUCCCCGAAACUGGGGCAUCCCUGCGGAGCAGCAGACCCCAGGCCCUGGGACCUACAAUGUGCCCUCGCUCUUGGGUCCGCGCGUCAUCGGUAAAGUCUCGGCCCCAACUUACUCCAUCUAUGGCCGCAGCGCAGUGGGCAGCUUCUUCGAGGACCUCAGCAAGACCCCGGGCCCCUGCGCCUACCACGUGGUGAACACUGGGAUCUACAAGUCUCGGGCCCCCCAGUUCUCGAUGCUGGCGCGGACUUCACUCCCCCAAGACAACACCCUGAAUCCGGGACCCGCAGCCUACAACGUGGACCAGCACCGGAAGCCUCGCGGCUGGACCUUCGGGAUCCGGCACUCGGACUACCUGGCCCGGGUCCUGACCAAUGCAGAUGAUUGACCGGCCGGGAGGGCGCAGCCC